Messenger RNA from Eutrema salsugineum, 2329 nucleotides. Its product is annotated as mitogen-activated protein kinase 18. Gene Ontology annotation, biological process: intracellular signal transduction; protein phosphorylation. The transcript is spliced from 10 exons. Gene Ontology annotation, molecular function: ATP binding; MAP kinase activity. Gene Ontology annotation, cellular component: cytoplasm; nucleus. The record is from RefSeq and is a predicted model, not a curated record. NCBI's taxonomy places the organism in Eukaryota, Viridiplantae, Streptophyta, Magnoliopsida, Brassicales, Brassicaceae. The coding region runs from base 390 to 2204 and encodes 604 amino acids.
CAAAUUUAGAAACACAAAAAACUCAAAUUCGGUAUUUUUUUUUUAAAAAAAAACUUCUGAUUCUCUCUCGUCUUCUUCUCUGAUCGCUGGAUCUAGGUUUUUUAUUUUUGUACUCGCUCGUCUUCUUCACUCUAUGGGCUGAUUAGUGCUCGUCUGGGUUUGAGAGUUUUACGAAUCUAGGGUUUUUUAAUCUUCUUCUAAAAAGCCUGUUUCGAUUUUGGUUUCUGGAAUUUAUCUUUUUUUCUCUGUCUGAGAUUCAAAGAUUUCUGAGAUAAUUUUCGGAGUUUUGAGUUCCCAGAGUUUGUUCGUGUCGAUUGCCGUAUUCUAUUUCGGUCUUUGUGCUUCAUCGGAUAAAUCAGGCAAGAUUCGAGUUGAUAAAUUUGAAGAGGAUGCAACAAAAUCAAAUGAAGAAGGACACGAAAGAGAUGGAAUUUUUCACCGAGUAUGGUGAUGCUAACCGAUAUCGGAUUCUUGAAGUUAUUGGCAAAGGAAGCUAUGGAGUUGUGUGUGCAGCUAUUGAUACACACACUGGAGAGAAAGUUGCGAUUAAGAAGAUUAAUGAUGUCUUCGAGCAUAUCUCUGAUGCGCUUCGAAUCCUCCGUGAGGUGAAGCUUCUUCGGCUUCUAAGGCAUCCAGAUAUAGUGGAAAUCAAAAGCAUCAUGCUUCCUCCUUCUAAGAGGGAGUUUAAAGACAUUUACGUUGUGUUUGAGCUUAUGGAAUCGGAUCUUCAUCAAGUUAUUAAAGCUAACGAUGAUUUGACUCGCGAACACCACCAGUUUUUCCUCUAUCAGAUGCUUCGUGCCUUGAAGUUCAUGCAUACAGCUAAUGUUUAUCAUCGUGAUCUUAAGCCUAAGAAUAUACUGGCCAAUGCAAACUGCAAGUUGAAAGUUUGCGACUUUGGUUUGGCUAGAGCAUCGUUCAAUGAUACGCCUACAACAGUCUUUUGGACGGACUAUGUUGCCACAAGAUGGUAUAGAGCGCCUGAGCUCUGUGGAUCAUUCUUUUCUAAGUACACUCCAGCUAUCGACAUUUGGAGCAUUGGCUGCAUCUUUGCAGAGGUACUAACAGGGAAGCCAUUGUUUCCGGGAAAAAGUGUUGUCCAUCAGUUGGAGUUGAUUACUGAUCUUCUUGGCACACCAAAAUCAGAGACAAUUUCUGGAGUUCGAAAUGAUAAAGCUAGAAAAUACUUGACCGAAAUGAGGAAGAAAAAUCCUGUCACCUUCUCUCAAAAAUUCUCCAAAGCAGAUCCUUUAGCAAUACGCCUUUUGCAGAGGCUGUUGGCUUUCGAUCCCAAGGAUAGACCGACAGCUGCAGAGGCAUUGGCUGAUCCUUACUUUAAGGGUCUUUCCAAGGUUGAAAGAGAACCUUCGUGUCAGCCAAUCUCGAAGAUGGAGUUUGAAUUUGAGAGACGAAGGUUGACAAAGGAGGACAUUAGAGAACUAAUUUACAGGGAAAUACUGGAAUACCAUCCUCAGUUGCUCAAAGACUAUAUGAGCGGAUCUGAGGGAUCGAAUUUUGUAUAUCCUAGCGCCAUUGGACAUCUCAGAAAGCAGUUUACGUACUUAGAGGAGAAUAGCAGCAGAAAUGGGCCAGUCAUACCUCUCGAGAGGAAGCACGCAUCACUUCCUCGGUCUACAGUUCACUCCAGUGUAAUCCAUCCCACCAUUCAACCUGACUUGUGUGCGACAGAGAGUAAACGUGUUUCUUUCGAGCCUUCAAGAAAUGGAAUAGUUUCUGCAGGGCAUCCAUCAACUUCCGCGUAUCCAACUAAAGCUUUAGGACCUCCACCAAGAGUACCAUCAGCUAGACCAGGUCGUGUCGUAGAAUCAUCUGUAUCUUAUGAGAAUGGUAGGAACCUCAAAGAAGCUUAUUUCAGAAGUGCGGUAUCAUCUCCUCACUGUUACUUCCGAGCAAACACCAUGAACCACAACGUAGAAGCUUCUUCUCAGCCAAAACCGCAACAAUUCGUCCACCAUUACAACCCAACCGUGCAGCCAGCUGCUACAACUAACCAGACAGACGUUGAGAUGAUGAACCACCACCCAAAUCCUUAUUUCCAAUCACAGCUCCCCAAGAUAGAUCAAUUAAGCAACAACACACAUAUGGCCAUUGAUGCUAAGUUGUUGCAGGCACAAUCACAGUUUGGUCCGGCUGGAGCCGCAGUGGUUGCAGUAGCAGCCAGUUGUAUUAGUUCUCCUUUAUAGCUCUUGUAACUUUUUGGGUAGUUUCAAUAAGUUGGAAGUCCUAAAAAAUUAGAAAAUGUUAUAAAUCUUAACAUUUUAUCCCCAAAAAAGUGAUACCAUUUAAGGUUGAAAUUUUUAUAUUGUUU